Lolium perenne is the source of this 823-nucleotide messenger RNA. NCBI's taxonomy places the organism in Eukaryota, Viridiplantae, Streptophyta, Magnoliopsida, Poales, Poaceae. The record is from RefSeq and is a predicted model, not a curated record.
AUGGAUGAAGCUAUGCUCAUAUUUACUGAAAUGCGGGGACAAGGAGUGAGUCCGGAUGUAGUCAGCUAUUCAAAUGUAGUAUCUGCACUUUGUAGAAUGGGUAGGCUUGCUGAUGCUGUGGAAAAAUUUGAUGAGAUGUUUGCUAUGGGAGUACAGCCCAACAAACCUGUUUAUUCGUGCCUAAUUCAGGGUUGUUGUAUGCAUGGUGACUUGGUUAAAGCUAAAGAGUUGCUCUCUGAAAUGAUGAACAAAGGAAUUCCUUGUCCUGACAUUGUGUUCUUCAGUUCAGUAAUAAACUAUUUAUGCAAGGAAGGAAAGGUCGUGGAUGCACACCAAAUCUUCAACUUGUUUAUACACAUAGGUGAGAAGCCUAAUGUCAUUACAUUUAAUUCACUAAUUAACGGAUAUUGCUUAGUUGGCAAGAUGGAUGAAGCACUUAGAGUGCUUGAUGACAUGGUAUUAGCUGGUGUUGAGCCUGAUGUUGUUACAUAUACUACACUUGUAAAUGGCUUUAUAAAAAAUGGAAGGGUCGAUGAUGGUUUGGCUCUAUUCAGAGAAAUGUCGUGUAAGAGAAUUAAACCUAACACCGUUGCAUAUGGCACCAUAAUGGAUGGAUUAUUUCAUGCUGGGAGCACUGAUGCUGCAUAGAAAAUGUUUCAUGAGAUGGUCCAAAAUGGAAUAACAGUCAGCAUUUCCACAUACAAUAUAAUUCUUGGAGGACUUCGCAGAAAUAAUUACACUGGUGGAGCGAUACCGUUGUUCCAGAAAUUAUGUGCAAUGAAUGUGAAGUUUGAUAUUAUAACACUCAAUAUCAUGAUCGAUG